AUGACCAAUGAUCUCCCUGUUCACUUCCUCAAGAGUGGACUUCAGUCAUACAUUAUCAUCAGUGGUGGUAUUCUUCCACAACAGAUGACACAGAACAUGUUCCAGGAGGGGUUGUACCAGGUGUUUUUUAAGGAAACACCCUCAACCCGCCCACUGACCCAGGUUACCAAACAAGGAGAGCCAAUCAAUGGCAGGAUUCAUCGUUGGUUUGGGACUGUGGUUAAUACCAGACUUUUAGUCACUGGAGUGGUGCAGAUCAUCAGUGCAUUAGCUUGCAUACUGGCCACAGUUACCUAUGCUUGUGUGAGCUACAGCUGCUCCGUCUCCAUGACAACACCAGUGUGGUCAAGCUUAUUUUAUUUGGCUGCUGGCUGUCUGGCAAUGGAGGUUCAGAGGAAAGCUAAUAAAUUAAAGAUUAUCGCUCUGAUGGGUCUGAACCUCUUCAGUCUAGUGUUCGGCUUCUCUGCUCUCCUGGCCAACAGCCUCAUGUCUACGCAGCUUGUUGCACUCAACACAAACCAACAGCGUGUUGGUUCCUAUGUUGCAAAGGGGAGCUCCAUAACAUUUGCCGUACAGUGUAUUCUGGCGUCACUCUACAUACUCUUCCUGUCGUUGAGAGGCCUGCGUCGCUACAGUCCUCCCCAUAUUCAGGCCUACAGCCGCCUCUCACAGGAUCGAGAUGAAACCAAUGGGCCUCUACUGGAACAAGUGGAAUUCAGUUAG
Cyclopterus lumpus (lumpfish) is the source of this 723-nucleotide messenger RNA. RefSeq lists its product as uncharacterized. The coding region runs from base 1 to 723 and encodes 240 amino acids. The transcript has 7 exons. NCBI's taxonomy places the organism in Eukaryota, Metazoa, Chordata, Actinopteri, Perciformes, Cyclopteridae. Gene Ontology annotation, cellular component: membrane. The record is from RefSeq and is a predicted model, not a curated record.